This is a messenger RNA of Cherax quadricarinatus, 6160 nucleotides long. The record is from RefSeq and is a predicted model, not a curated record. NCBI's taxonomy places the organism in Eukaryota, Metazoa, Arthropoda, Malacostraca, Decapoda, Parastacidae.
GCGGUGUUUCAUACUCCUCAUUGUUGACGACGGACCGAUUGAAGAUUUUGCAAUUUUUCAUCGAUUUUGUAUGAGUGCGAAAUAUCUUAUCGGGUUAUUAUAGACUCUCGGAGGGACCUGCUACUAUGAAGUAAUGGACUGCGUAUAUACUACGCCGAAAUGUCGUUGGGAGCGGUGACAGGCUUUAAGAUGGAGCACUUCAAUGCCCUGGAUCCUCGUAAACAAGAGCUCCUGGAGGCACGGAUUGGUGGCCGGGUAAUGGAACCCCCUUUUUUGGUUACCUCAGAUAUUGAAAGUGGUUUAGAAACGCCGAGAAAUGGUAAUUCCCACUGUAACCCCCAAGUACCUGUUCCACUCAGUCCGGGUGUGCAAGACACUUGCAAAACUGUUAUAGGUGUAGGGGAACAAGCGGCGUCCUCUUCUCUCGUAUCCAGGUUAGAUCCUCCAACAUGUAUGGCAUCAAAACAGCCAGUUCCUGUCUCGCCAACUUCGGUGCAGGCUAGCAUAGGUGGUCAGAGUCUUGGGAUGAAAAAAAGUUCUGGACAUUGUGGAACAAUACAGCCCAGUUUUGUCACUUACGGAUCUGAAAUAAAUGUUGGCUCCAAUAGACCGAGCCAAAGUCUUCCAGUUGUACAGUCCGGUAUAUCUACUUUUGGAGGCCAAGAAAGGCAAAUAGUGAGAUUAGAACAUUUGCAAGAAAGUGGUAGAGAGACGCAUGUUAAUCAGGUACUGGGUCUGUCUUACAAAUGCUGGGAUAGGAAUCAGGAAAUUAGCUACAGAAGCAACCAGAUUCCCACCUCUGCCAUGUUGUGUAGUGCAUCAGAAAGUAUACAAGUUGGGGUGCCUGAAUUGGAGGAUAACUCAAAGCCUUCAAACAAGAAAAUCCAAAAAUUUAGUAGUUUUUCUGGGACUCCUGACAUUCCUGUAACAGGAUGCUUGGAGCUCAGUCCUACAGGUGACUCCUCCAAGAAGUGUGUCAAGAAGAAUCCAAAAGCCAAGCGACACCUGACAUCCCCUAGGGGUGCACGAGGGAGUCCCAAACUGACUGGGGAGAUGGCCAGGGUCGGAGCUAGAGUGGACUCCCCUUUGCACCUGAGUCUUGAGACUGGCAGACUGGAGAAGGCGCACCUGGGUGGGAGUAAUCCCAGCACUCCCACUUCCACGCAGCCACCAACGUCUAUGUCCGGAUCUGUCUCUCAGCCUAUGCUAUUGGACAGACAAGAUUCUAACCUCAGCACUGGGUCUUCUGACAGAGAAGAAAGCACCAGUCCAGAUAAAGCCCAGCAGCGAAUCCUGAGCGACCGGAAAAGGAAACGGAAAAGUGGAUCACUCGGGUCACAAAAUGAUGAAGGAGGGGGGGCGGCGGCUCCUAAGAUGAACAGAGCCACGGAAGCUAAGAAAAUCAACGAUUAUAUUAAGCAGCAGCAGCAACAACAGCAGCAGCAGCAACAACAAGUUAAUUCUCCUCAUAGACACUCAGGAGCUAAAAGUCCCUCCCCACAGACACUUCUAAGUCAUAUGACUGGGCUCAGCGGGGGUUUAGGCGAUCCACUUGUUGGAUUAAUGCCUCCCCCUCGAGGUGUUCCUGUUACUCACCGCUCCACGCAGAGUGAUAUUACUUUUAGGCAGGUAGAAGAAAUGGAGAGUCGUGCGUCUAUGGACAUGGAGGCAAAAAAUUCAAGAAUUGAUAAUUUACAGUGUACAAAUGAAGAAUUAUCUCGACAGCUACAGACACAAAGUAAACUUCUUGAACAGAAACAAUUACAAAUUAAUAAAUGUAUCGAAGUAGUCAAGAAACUACAGAUUGAGAAAUCUAAUAUAGAGAAGAAGGAAGCAAGACAAAAAUGCAUGCAGAACCGUUUAAGGCUGGGGCAGUUUGUCACUCAGAGGGUAGGGGCCACCUUUCAGGAAAACUGGCAAGAUGGCUACGCUUUUCAGGAAAUAACCAAACGGCAAGAAGAACUCCAAGCAAAUAGAGAAGAAAUAGACCGGCAGCGAAAACUUUUAAUGAAACGUAAACCAUCGGAAAGCGGGAGUAACUCUCGGAAACGAGGGUCCAAUAGCAACCAAGGACAGGUCGGUGGAAAUCUUCCGAAUGGCCUUGGGGGCGAACAUGACCAUCGAGACCUCACCAUCCAGGAAUAUUACGAGUCAGAAGAAAUAUUAAAGUUAAGGCAAACCGCUCUUAAAAAGGAAGACACAGACCUACAGCAGGAAAUGGAAAAACUUGAGAGAGAAAGAAAUCUUCAUAUUAGGGAACUCAAGCGAAUUCACAAUGAGGACCAAUCAAGAUUCAACAAUCAUCCAGUUUUAAAUGACCGGUACCUGUUGCUCAUGUUAUUAGGAAAAGGAGGGUUUUCUGAAGUUCAUAAGGCAUUUGAUCUUAAGGAGCAGCGAUACGUAGCGUGCAAAGUCCACCAGUUAAAUAAAGAUUGGAAAGAUGAUAAAAAAGCAAAUUAUAUAAAACAUGCCAUAAGAGAGUACAAUAUCCAGAAGAAGUUAAACCAUCCCCGUAUAGUCAAGCUCUACGACGUGUUUGAAAUUGAUGCCAAUAGCUUCUGUACUGUCCUGGAGUAUUGUGAUGGGCAUGACCUUGACUUCUAUUUAAAACAGCACAAGACCAUACCUGAGAGAGAAGCAAGAUCGGUAAUUAUGCAGGUGGUAUCCGCACUUAAGUACCUGAAUGAGAUCAAACCGCCAAUCAUUCAUUAUGACCUCAAGCCAGGAAACAUCUUGUUGACUGAUGGUAAUAUUCUCGGGGAAGUGAAGAUCACAGAUUUUGGUCUCAGUAAAGUAAUGGACGAGGACAGCUACCAUCCUGACUAUGGAAUGGACCUCACCUCUCAGGGGGCUGGCACAUACUGGUACCUACCACCAGAGUGCUUCAUUGUGGGGAAGACGCCACCCAAGAUAUCUAGUAAAGUAGAUGUGUGGUCUGUGGGUGUAAUAUUCUAUCAGUGCCUAUACGGGAAAAAGCCGUUCGGCCACAACCAAAGUCAGGCUACUAUAUUAGAGGAAAAUACUAUCCUUAAAGCAACAGAUGUACAGUUUCCACCCAAACCAGUGGUCAGCAAUGAAGCCAAGCAAUUCAUUCGGUGUUGUUUGGCAUACCGUAAGGAGGACCGCAAUGAUGUGUUGACGCUGUCUUCCAAUCCUUAUCUUUCACCGCCACUUCCAAAGAGUGGUAGGCAGUCAGCCAAUAGUCAGCAACAAGCAGCAGCGGCAGCGUCUGCUGUAGCGCAGGCAGCAGCUGCCCAACAGCAGGUGGGAUACCAACAACCCUUCACUACUGGUCUUUUGGGCCUUGGCAACAUACACUCUUCCACCAGUUCAUAAUGACACGCCACCCGCAGUAGGGGGCAUGUCCAGCCCCGACACCCCCUACCUAGCUCCACCCUGCAUCACCCAAUCCCCUUCGAUCGUCACCAUCUGCCUGCUGCCGCCCGUUGCCCACGACUGCCACCAGCACCACUAUGGCCAUAUUGACCACAGGGCUUAAGUUUGUCAGCAGUGAUCCAUGAUGCAAUUAGUCAGGUCUCUUCACAGUUGGAAAUUUCAUGUGCCAGUUACCUCAGCUUUUAGUAGCCAUGACAGUAAAUUUAAGAAAUAGAUCUGCAGUAGGAUUUUUAUGGACAAUGAAUAUGUCUUUAAUUUAUAAUUUUUAACAUUUGAAUUGGGUAGUAAUAAUUUGCAAAUUAGGAAGAAAAUAAGUUUUAAUGAAUGUACUGCAUGCAGUAAUUCAUAUUUUUUAUACUAUUUUCCAACACAUUACACAUGAACAAUUGUUAUAUUUAAGAGAGACAAUACCCAUAUGAGGUGUGGCAUUAUGGUGGCUUAGGGCAGGGUGGUGAUGAAGCGGAUUGGGUGCUUGAGGACACUGGGGCAGAGGCUCAACACAGCACUAGAAACUCCUGUGUUCCUACUUGCUGCCACAACCACCUGCUGUUAUUGUGCUUUGCUGUGUACAGAGCAAAAACAGUUGAGGAAGUGGUGCCAGUGUGCAACUGGAAAUAUUCCAUAAUGAUUUUUUUUUUUUAAAUAUACAGAGUUAUAUUCUAUCAAGCCAAAGUUGUGACUAGAUUAUGUCACAGUCAAGAAUAUACGUACCAGUUACUGUAACUAGAAAGGCAACCACGUGUGGUACCCAGUGUGAUGGUGAUAUGUACAUUUUGGAGAGAAUGACUCCAGUGGUAGGAACACAAACAGUGAGUGCAGUGCUCCACUUCUGCAUUGUCGACCAUUGCGGGUGGUUCAGGCCCAGCGGAGGGCAGCAGUCGUGUUGCUUCCACACUAAAGUGGCGACAACGGGUAGAGUGGCAGAAGUGAGCGUUGUGAGCCACCAACCGAUGUGAUGUGAUAUUGUGUAGUCGUGAGUGUGAACUCGGGUUCCGGCCCACAGGUGUUGGUUGUGGGAGACAGCAGCGGCCGGUAGCCAGGUGUGAUAUAUAUAGUACAGUACCACUUUUAUGAAAGUGAGCUAAUACAUUAAUGUGACUUUCAGGAACAGUACGUGUUAAAUUGCAGAUAAAAACUGUUCUCUGGAAGUUGCCUUUUAGCACAGCAGCCAAAUUGUGACCACAGAUAACAUGGGAGAUACGCUAGUUGUCAAAAAUUACCCGAACUCUUUUAAUGAAGUAUCCGUAUCACUAAAUUUGUCGAGGCCUCUGUGGAUUGUUUGUUGAAAAAUGAUAUCAUAAUUAAGACAAUUUUGAAAAGGAAAAUUGUUAGUUACUGAAUCUUCAUAAGUUUGGUGCUACAGAAUUUAAAAUGAAGAAAUUCACAGCUUAUAUUAUUUUCUGACGUGGAAAUAAAAUAUCCAAGAGGGAAUCCAUGAAUUCAUUCCUGUGGAAAUAGGCUAUAUACACAAGCAUUACAUAGCUCCCACCUUCAUUCAUGUACAUUGUUUACUGAUAUUUCUCUUCUGCUACAAGUGCCGUGUAUUUAUGCAGAAUACAGACACCGUUCCCGACGUGGUACGAACGGCAACCCACAUUAAUAGUCUACAGAUCACCACAGCUUAUCUUGAGUAUAUUGUAUGUAUUUUAAUGUCAUUUUUUUAGACAUAUGAGAUAUUACCUAGUUUUGUAUGUGUUGAAUUUUUUAUUUUUAUUUAUUUUUAUUUUUUGGUUGUCCUCCUGAAAGCAUUUUUAGAAUUGAUUUUGUGGUGGUCAGCUAUAAAUUAAAUUGCAAGAGAUUGGAUCAACGCCAACUCCUCCAACAUGUAAUUCGCUAACAUAGUCACACAGAGCUGGGGAGAUAGUGGCGGUGGAUCUUCUAUUGGUGUCCUGUUCUUGACAGUCUGAUGAUGUGAAAAGCAGUAGGACCAAAUCAGGCUCAGUCUUGUUUCAACAUUUUCAUUUUAAAAGUCUGUAGUUUUUUCUUUGUCAUGAAGAUACUAAAUGACUUUUUCCUUUUCUUGAAUUGCUCGAGGCUCAAAUCUUCUAUUCACAGCAUUUUGGAAAUACAAGGUAGUGAGAAAGCAAUGAAGAGUAAGUCAAAGUUCUGCCACUUCAUCCUGAUAUAUUAUGUUCCUAAUUAUGCCUUGAUGAUUCAUCUGGAUGAAUGUGCACUUCACAUUUGAAAGUAUUGAACUGGCCAUUUUAUGCCUGCCCUCAGCAGCCAGAGCUUAUUGUAUUGACACUCAAAGUGUAUGGUACAAGGGACAUGAAAUUCUGAAUUUCUUAUGUGUAAUUGAAAAGUUGGGGAAAGACACUUGUGUUAAGAUUAAAACAUACACACAGUCUAUUAACAGUAUUCUUCACAUUUCAGUGCUUACUGUGCAGUUGGUUCUUAAUUCUUGACAUGGCUGCUUUAAAGCUAGGGCAUAAAAUAAGUGGUUAGAAGAAAACUCAAAAGUUCUCUUGAGGCUAUUCACCUCAGGUAUUAAGGGACAUCCUUCCUUGCUCUGUGGAUCAGAAGAUGGUGCUCCCGAGCCAUAACCCACAACCUUUUUAAUACCAAUUCAGAUUGUCUGUAGGAAGGUACUAAUUUAAAUGUUCUCCCCUUGGUUUCCUCAGCUCACUCCGGUGUAAUUUUUUUCAGUUAAAGAUUAAUACCGCCAUUUGGUCUGUUGCCGGCCAUUGUGAUAGUUAUCGCUCUAUACUUGUAAAAUUCUAUCAUGUUAUGUAAAAUGUAAUGCAUAAAUAAAUCAAUAAAGCAA